This is a messenger RNA of Prunus persica (peach), 822 nucleotides long. RefSeq names its product signal peptidase complex-like protein DTM1. The transcript has 3 exons. Bases 255 to 587 code for a protein of 110 amino acids. The record is from RefSeq and is a predicted model, not a curated record. NCBI's taxonomy places the organism in Eukaryota, Viridiplantae, Streptophyta, Magnoliopsida, Rosales, Rosaceae. Gene Ontology annotation, biological process: anther wall tapetum development. Gene Ontology annotation, cellular component: signal peptidase complex; endoplasmic reticulum membrane.
UAACAACAGCUGGGUUCGCAUUGAAAGCAUUUUCUAACCACUUCUGCCCUUAAUUUGAAGCAAAUCCUUAGACACAGAGAGAGAGAGAGAGAGAGAGAGAGAGAGAGAGAGAGAGAGAGAGAGAGAGAGUAUUGUGUGGCUGGCAUGGCCGCCACCACCACCCAUUCUUGCCCAUUUCCUCCUUCCCCACACUAGUCCACUCUCACUCAUCUUCAUCCCCUACUUCAACUUUGUCAUUUUCAUCAAGCCACCCCAUGGCAAACGAUGCCGUUUUCAGGGCCUCUCUGGUUUGGUUGGCUGCAGUUAUAGUGGUAGUUGGAGUAUGCACACAGUCUUUCAAGAAGAUGAUGUACACUUACGUGGUUGGUGUGCUGGGUAUUUCUGGGUUGCUCUUGCCCGAUUGGGGUUACUUUGACCGAGACUUUUCGCGGUGGACGUCUCCGGUUUCAGCCGAGGAAAGAGCCUCUGAAGUUGCUCAAAGAUCUGGGUUAAUUAGAAGAUUUAGAAAAAAUCCUAUGAGAUUGGUUGCUUAUGCCACAGUUUAUGGGUUUGCUCUACACAAGUGGUGGAUGUUCAUAUCAAGCUAAUAUCAAGCCAGAGAAGAUCAAUGGUGUUGGGGUACUUUCUAGUUUAUCGGUAUGAUUGAGUAGAGAGUGUGAAGAAAGGAAGAAGAGGUGACCGGACAGUAAUUAUACGCACAACAAGCACAAAUGUUAUUGUCCUAAGUUUUCAAGUUCUUAUAUGUUAUUUUCUGUAAUCAUUCAUCAAUUAAUUGUUGUUCAGAAAACCAAAAUUUAAAUAUGUUAUAUAUAUAUAUAUAUA